This is a messenger RNA of Topomyia yanbarensis, 2044 nucleotides long. RefSeq names its product UBX domain-containing protein 7. Gene Ontology annotation, biological process: proteasome-mediated ubiquitin-dependent protein catabolic process. Gene Ontology annotation, molecular function: ubiquitin binding. The transcript has 2 exons. Gene Ontology annotation, cellular component: nucleus. The coding region runs from base 637 to 1938 and encodes 433 amino acids. The record is from RefSeq and is a predicted model, not a curated record. NCBI's taxonomy places the organism in Eukaryota, Metazoa, Arthropoda, Insecta, Diptera, Culicidae.
UCGUGCAAAAUAUUCCAAGCGCGCCAAAAUCGUUCAAAUAUACACAUAUGAAGCAAAAGAGUUCAUUCCGCACCACCUGUACAGAAAUUCAAAUAUUUUCCUUUGCGGCGAAAUUCACGGUCUCUUCGCCGCAAAGUUGUUCACUCAUCGCAUGAUUGCUCGGAGAGCGAGAGAGGUAAAGUUCCACAGAGAGCAAGAAAUAAACGAACCUGCGAGCGAAAUCUUCACAAACGUCAAACACCGCGACCAGAAGUCAGAUCGCGUCCGAUUCGGGUUCUUGUUUUGCUUCGAUUUAUAUAUACCUACUGCUAAACGAUUUGAAAUUCGAUCAAAUUUUGUGCAAAAUGAAGUGAAAAGUGAUACAAUUUAUUUGUAUAAACAUUUGCAGUCCUGAAUUAGUCAAAAUCUGGUAUAUUGGAGCUUUCACAGAGUCAUAUUGGCAUCAAAAUAGCGAGGAAAUUAUCUUUUUCGUUUGUGUCGCUUGGGAAGCUGUUUGAAAACGCUUUUGAUUUUAUUUUAUAUUCUCGUCGUUUGCUACGUUUGGUUCAAUUAUUCUGGAGACCUGCAUGCAUUGUGCUGCCAGUGGCUAGUGGCUAUUCCGCCGGCGGCAAUUUACAACAAACUCGAAGCCACAAGAUGUCUAACGAGGAAAACGUAAAAUCACUGACGGAAAUCACUGGACUUAAAACGGAGCAAGCAUCUGCACUCCUAUCCGCGUACAACGGUAAUGUGGAAGGAGCAAUAAAUGCAUUUUUUGAGAAUCCGGAAGGUAUUCUGAAUCCGGAACCGCCGGUUGUAGUCGAAGAUGAUGAAGAUAAUGUUCGAGCGCCGAUACCAAGAAAAACGGAAAUACUACUGCCUCCGUCGGAAUCGAGUAGGGGUAGGCUAAAGCGACGAGGAGCCACAAUCACCGAGGUUCCAUUCCGGAAUUUUGAGAUUGAAGGGAGGCUACAGGAACAGAUGCUGAUGCAAGGACAGGGACCUUCUUCAAAGAAAAUUACUCGAUUGGAAGCACUGUUUAUGCCACCGUUUGAGAUACUUUUUUCUGGUAACUUCGACAUGGCCCAACGGCAUGGGAAGAGUGUGGACAAAUGGAUUCUAGUAAACUUACAGGAUGAUUUGAACUUCACUUGUCAAACGUUGAAUCGGGAUCUGUGGUCGGACGGAAAAUUGAAAGAUUUUCUCAGAAAUCAUCUCAUUUUCUGGCAGACGUCCAACAAAACAACAGACGGAGCCAAAUUUAAAACAUUUUACAAAGUAAAUAGCGAGCCCUACAUCGGAAUGAUCGAUCCUCGCACCGGCGAGGAAGUGGAAAAGUUCUCCAUCUGUGACAUAGAUCCAAUCAAAUUUUUAUCCACUCUGAAAAAUUUCCUGGUCGACAACAAGUCGCCUAACGGGAAAGAGGUUUCUUUCAUCGAUUCCAGUCUAAUGCGCCCAUCAACUUCACAGCAAGCUGCUGGCAGUGCAAACGGCUCCAAACCGUCCACAUCGGGUAAACCUGUCUGGGUUCCAGACGACGAAGAGGAGGAGGAAGAGUUCCAGGAAAUUACGGACAGUGAAAGCGACAUGGAACCGGAUACUCCAACUUCAAAAAAUGCCUCGAAGCAAGCCUCGGUUCCGACCGAAACUCCCAGCUCUCCUGUGCUCAGUUCCGACGAUGAAGCAUUGCUCUCUGCUGCCGAGAAGACGCGGAUUAUGCUAAAAAUGCCAGGCGAUGUUACUGAGCGUUUGUUUUUCCGUAGCUCUCGUACGGUGGACCACACGAAAGCUAAACUCAUGAGCAAGUUCACGGCCCGGUUUGCAGACCACAAGGGAAAACCAGUCCGUUUCUUCUGUCCGGCCAUCAAAACAGAUUUGGCGUCACUGGAUGGAAGUCGAACAUUGCUGGAACUAAAGAUCCACCCGAAUGCUGUGAUUCACGUUACGGUUGACGAUUGAACCAGAAAUACAUCUAUUGUUUGUAAACACCUGAGACUCCUUAAUGAGUACACCUACCAGAUAAGUCUUAGUUUCUGAAUCAAUAAAUUAUUAAUGGAUUAACUAG